GUUGGCUGUGGUUCAUUCGAACUACUCGGCUUGUCAACGGUUUUUUAGUGAGGUUAUGUCUACGAUUCUUCUAAUAUGCCCGAGAGUCCGGAGAAAACAGCCCCGAAAUGGCACCAUCCCGCGGAAGUUAUGAAGUUGCACAAAUUAAAGCAGAAAAAGAAGCAGCUGCAGGCGAGAAUUGCGGGGAAUGUGACCAAAACGCCUGACGUAAAGACGAAGGAGGCUUUUGAGGAUGUUUUUUGCGCUAGAAAGAGGAAAAAUCCGUUUUUGAGUGGUGGCGAGAACAAGAAGAAUCGAAUCGAGCCCACGGCGGUUUUGGAGGAGUCCGCGGAUCAGACUUUGUUUAAAUUGUUGAACCAGAAUGCGCCGAAUAACAUAACCACCGAAUCGUUCACUAGCUUUAAUAAUAUUCUCGAUAAAAUUAACGCUAAAGAGAAGGAAGAGAACGUGGAGAUAGUGAAAGCGCAGGGGGAGAGCUGGCUGCCCAUCGACUGGGGGUUGAAGAGCAAGGCGAGGUUGCUAUCGGAGAAACCUUUCCCGUGGAAUCAAAAGCUAAAGAUCAGCGAGGAAGCUUCGGGGGUUACAGGAUUCACGCGUUGUUUGGAUACGAACUGCGAAACCCAGUUGGAUACGUCGCCAAACGCGAGAUUCCACCAGUGUUGCCUGUUUUGGCAGCAACCGUCUCUGCCGUGGGUUAAUUUAUUUCCUCGCACAGUCCCCAGGGCUUCCGCUGCCGGGGCUAGUUUAGCUUGCAACAGUGUUAUCCGGGAUAGUUUACAGGCUGCUUGGUCGGAUAGUUUGCGAUCGUUGUUUCAACUGAUAAGGACUCGACAGUGCCCCUACUUUUAUGCUUGUGCUAAUAGUUUUACCGUGCUGUUUCGUGCAGCGGGCAUUUGCGGACAUUCUGAAGUGCAUGCUUUGGUUACACCUACAACGAGAGGUUUCAGGUAUAUGUUAAAACAAGAAGAUAUUGAAUUCACAAUGCCGUUAAAGAAAAAACGUACCUCAGACGUAGGGUACGAAACUCAAGACAGUGAGGAAAGCGUUAAAAACAUUGAUGAAGAAGAGGAGGCAACCCCAGAUGAACAAUGGAUGAAAAGUAUGGGUAUAAACGCCGAAGACAUUAAACAAAUAAACUACACGCAGGCUAAAAUCCUCCAUAAAACCGAGUGUGAAGUGGACAACAGUGAUCAAAGCUUAAUACUUAUAGAGGGGGUGGAAGUGCACGCUUUUUACAACUUCCUGAUAAACUGUAAGAGCACCACAGCCACCACAGGCCCUCUAGCGGGGAUUCCCCCAACUCUACUGGCCCCUGUGGCUUACCACGGCGCAACCCUAACCUCACUUAAAGUGCGGGAGAAUAAAGUGCACGUCGACGAUGCGGACUACUACUCCCUCGAUCUUUCGGGCCCCAUUUUGCCCAGCACAAUACACAACUUGUUUGCCAUCAACCCCCCUGAGCACAGCAUAACCAUUUCGUUCAACAACAUUGCCUCUACGAACUCAUUUAGCAAGUUGAGUUUGGACGAUACGGAGAAUAAACUGCCAGAGGGGAAUGCUGUCUUUAUAAAGGAGAACUUGGCUGAUUGCGGGUUGAAUGAUAAAGUGCUGGAACACUUUGCUAAACCGGACAAUAAGCAUAUUACGAAUGUUGACUGUAUUAAAUAUAUUAGUGAUAACAAGACUUACACUUGGACAUGAUUUAUAAAAUUUGUGACGACUGAUAUUAUAUUUAUUAAAUUAAUUAUUUUAAGUAUAAGUGCUUGAGUUUUAUUUUUAUAAAAAUUACCCAUAUU
Messenger RNA from Brassicogethes aeneus, 1796 nucleotides. NCBI's taxonomy places the organism in Eukaryota, Metazoa, Arthropoda, Insecta, Coleoptera, Nitidulidae. The record is from the annotation of a GenBank genome assembly.